Molecule: messenger RNA, 9884 nt
Organism: Alligator mississippiensis (American alligator)
Lineage: Eukaryota; Metazoa; Chordata; Crocodylia; Alligatoridae
Gene: SLC9A8
Product: solute carrier family 9 member A8
Exons: 16
Coding region: 75-1805 (576 amino acids)
Biological process (GO): regulation of pH; proton transmembrane transport; sodium ion transport
Cellular component (GO): Golgi apparatus; membrane
Molecular function (GO): sodium:proton antiporter activity
Source: RefSeq, a predicted model, not a curated record
AUAGAGUUCUGUCGCGGCUAUAGAGCGCCGCGAGGGCACCCGGAAGUGGGACGUGCGCUCCGCCGGCCGGGAAGAUGGCGGAAGUGGAGGUCCCCAACGCCACUCGAGAGGCACUCAAUGCCACCCUGCGCGCCACGCUGGCGGUUACCACCAAGCUGGUGGCGCCCACGCCCGCCAAGCCGAUCCUUCCCGUGCAGACUGGAGUCGAAGCGCAGCAGGAGGAGCAGUCCAGCGGCAUGACUAUAUUCUUUAGUCUGCUUGUAUUAGCUAUCUGCAUCAUAUUGGUGCAUUUACUGAUAAAGUACAGACUUCAUUUUUUGCCAGAGAGCGUGGCUGUUGUUUCUUUAGGUAUCCUCAUGGGAGCUUUCAUAAAAAUUAUAGAGUCUCAGAAACUGGCCAACUGGAAGGAAGAAGAAAUGUUUCGUCCAAAUAUGUUUUUUCUUCUUUUGCUUCCACCUAUUAUAUUUGAAUCGGGAUAUUCAUUGCACAAGGGUAACUUCUUUCAGAAUAUUGGUUCCAUCACCCUAUUUUCUGUAUUUGGCACAGCUAUUUCAGCCUUCAUCGUAGGAGGAGGAAUUUACUUCCUGGGUCAGGCAGAAGUAAUUUAUAAACUCAACAUGACAGACAGUUUUGCAUUUGGAUCCUUAAUAUCUGCAGUUGACCCAGUGGCUACUAUUGCCAUCUUCAAUGCUCUUAAUGUAGAUCCUGUGCUUAACAUGUUGGUAUUUGGAGAAAGUAUUCUUAAUGAUGCAGUCUCCAUUGUCCUGACAAACACAGCAGAAGGUUUGACAAGAGACAAUAUGUCAGAUGUUAGUGGAUGGCAAACCUUUCUACAAGCAUUGGGUUACUUUCUUAAGAUGUUCUUUGGCUCUGCAGCCCUUGGCACCCUUACCGGGCUUAUUUCAGCAUUAGUGCUAAAACAGAUUGAUUUAAGGAAAACACCCUCCUUGGAAUUUGGGAUGAUGAUUAUUUUUGCUUAUCUCCCAUAUGGAUUGGCAGAAGGCAUUUCGCUGUCAGGUAUCAUGGCAAUCCUGUUCUCUGGUAUUGUGAUGUCUCACUACACACACCAUAACCUUUCUCCAGUUACACAGAUUCUAAUGCAGCAGACACUGAGAACUGUUGCUUUUAUGUGUGAAACAUGUGUUUUUGCAUUCCUUGGUAUGUCAAUUUUUAGUUUUCCUCACAAAUUUGAAAUGUCCUUUGUCAUCUGGUGCAUAGUGCUUGUCCUGCUUGGCAGAGCAGUGAAUAUUUUUCCACUUUCGUACCUGAUCAACUUCUUUCGUGAUCAUAAAAUCACCCCUAAAAUGAUGUUCAUUAUGUGGUUUAGUGGUUUACGUGGAGCAAUUCCAUAUGCCCUGAGCCUUCAUUUGGGCCUAGAACCAAUAGAGAAGCGACAGCUCAUUGGGACCACAACAAUCAUCAUUGUAUUAUUCACAAUUUUGUUGUUGGGAGGAGGAACUAUGCCCCUGAUCAGACUGAUUGAUAUUGAAGACUCCAAAGCACGAAGGAGGAACAAGAAGGAUAUUACCCUCAGCAAGACUGAAAAGAUGGGCAAUACCAUUGAAUCUGAACAUUUAUCAGAACUCACAGAGGAAGAAUAUGAAGCCCAGUACAUAAAGCGCCAGGACCUCAAAGGCUUUAUGUGGCUUGAUGCCAAGUAUUUGAAUCCCUUUUUCACUAGGCGGCUCACACAAGAGGACCUGCACCAUGGACGCAUACAGAUGAAAAGCCUUACCAAUAAAUGGUAUGAAGAGGUGCGACAAGGGCCCUCAGGGUCUGAAGAUGAUGAACAAGAGCUUCUAUAGCAAGCUGGAAAAAGAAUAUAAUGAGCUCUGAUAACAGAGCACCAAAACAUAGAUAUAUGUAGCAUAAAGAGUCUGAUUGCACAAAAGCCAGGGCAUUAAGAACAAAGCCUGUGGGAUUCAGACUUGGUUUUGUGGUGUUGUGCUUAGUUUCACAGAAUGAAUACACUGUGUUGGGUAAGAUUAGUCAUUUGCUGGAAAUGCCCUACAGUAGUACAGAGGCACAUGGUGGGUUGAGCAAAGAGAACCAUCUUUAUGUCCUAAUUUCAGAACACCUGUAAGUUUCACUCAGCCCAUUCAAAAACCAAACCAUAUGCAUUAAAAUGAUAUUAAUGUUAAGAGUGCAUGUAGGGUGGAGGUUUAUUCCCCCUCGUGGAAUUUGCUGUACAUGUACGCUGUAGCACAGAUUCUGUACUAUGACUCCACAAAACAGAAUGCAUUAUACUUUACUCUUUACUUUUUUAAUACUCGUUUGCAUCUAGCAGGGGGAUUACGGUUUUAUAUUGUGAAUUGUAUCAACAAUAGUUUGUGAAUCUGCCUGGAAUCAAUUUUGCAUAUUAUGAAUCCAGAUUUGAUAACAAUCACCUGAUAGAAGAUGCUGCAUGUGUGCAGAAGUAUCUUUUAAACCCUAGGUCCUUCUGCCCCAGUACUAGCCAUAUCAGCCACUUACAGACGUUAACAAAAAAAGAAAAGUGCUUUACUAGAAAAGGCAGCGCGUUAGUUUGACCAGGCUCUGCAGUGCCUGUAUAGAUUGGGUGCUUCACCGGAGCUUUUUGGCACUUUUAGCUAAAGCUGAUUCAGUCAGCUAUUGGAUAAAAGUCCAAAGCCCCACUAAAGCAUCCAAUUUAUAUAGACAGAGGGCUAGCCAGGUCUAAUUAAUGUGAUGUCUCUUCUGGGUAUGCCCUUUGUUCAGUGUGGGAGCACACCAAGUUUAAAGUAAGGCUUAAUUUUGUGGGGUGGGGUUUAACAUCUAUAAGUAGCCAUCAUGAAAUCUUUUUACGUGACGGGACCUAAACUUAAUUUGAAAAACAUAGAUUUUUUUUCACUAUUUUUUUUCUCUCAUCUGUAAUUUAAAACAAUGGAACUUGUAUUUUUUUUUAAUUGUAUUAAGCAAAGGGUUUUUCCUGGCUGGCAGUAUGGGCUUCUGAUCUCAAACAGCAGCUAUCUGUGUUGAUGGAUUCUUAAAUUUAAGAAGCAUUAGUAGCAGGCUAUCCAUAUCAUGUUUUUUCAGAAUUAAUAUAGAAGAAAAGCUCACAAGACUUUUUAAUACUAUGCAUUGUUGAAACAUCUUUUGGGAAAUGCCAAACAUUUAACCUUCCAUUAAGUUGUCCAGCUGCUUUAAUUUUUUUAUAUGUUCAUAGUGCCACGUAAAAACGUUUGGCACCCUAACCUCCUCCUACAUGCCAUGGUCAGCUUGAAAAAAAACUACAUGCCAUGAUAACACAUGCAGUGAUUACCACACACUUUUAUAGCCAAUUUUAUUGCCACCUGAUCAUUACCACAUGCAUUUUCUGCAACUGUGUGCGCAACUGCUGUCCUCUGUAUGCAGAUCAGGCAUUCAGAUGCACAUAGAAAAUGUGGUAUAGCUUUUUUUUCUCCUCCUUUACUGGGUAUUUUUGUCACAGAUCUAUGGUAUAUUUUUUCCAGGGGAUUAAAAGACCUGUCAGGAAUGUAUUCAGAGAGCAUAAAUUCUGAGUUCUGCAUUGACUGAGUAGUUUUUUAUGUGUGUAUGUUUGGAGUCUGUUGUGGUAUUUAUAAAAAUAAGGCAGCAGCUGGUGAAACCUCUGUGAGGAUUCAAUAUGUUCUUCCCACUGUCAGUCGUAUCAGAUUAAAGUGAUUAGGGAAGUGGAUUAAGGUUUUGGUUUCCUUUUCUAUAUACAUACUUUGAAACAUGCCUUUUGACAGUGCCUGAUGCUAGGAAAUUACUCUCAGCUCUAGAUUAGCUGUGCUUAAAUCCUUCAGUGAUAUCUCAUUAGCAGCAUCACCAGAGCUAUGGGCAUCUUUCAGGUGUAUUUCAUGUUGACAGAAGUUUUGGAGGAUGAUAGCCUUCUUCAAUCGUAGCUGGGUGCGCACUGUCUGUGCAUUUUCACUUGCAAAUUUCUGUAUCUCAUGAGAGAAAAUGCUCUUUUUCUGGUAACAAGGGAAGCACACUUUCUGUAUGAAUCAACCAUGACAUGCACUACAUCUCUUGUCCUUAUAUGUAAGCAGACUGUGUCAUGCUUUAUAGAACUGAAACACGCAUUAAUGUGAGUCUGCAAAAGAGAAAGAACUGAGCCUUUUUUGGUGCUAAGCACUGAAAAAUGACCUCUUGCAUGCUUUUUAAGAGGAGAACAAAUCUUUUUAAAAAAUAACAAAGGUUUCUUCAUCCUUUUUGGUAACAGUAAAUUGAAUUAAUCUUUUUGUUACCAGUACAUACUUAUUAGGGGUGUGUGCUUGCACACACAGAAUAUGAAAACUGAAAUUAGAGAAACAUGAGGUGAGAGAGAGAGUGUGCGUGUGUGUGUGUGUAAAUUUUGUAUAGCUGUUUUUUCAGGUGCCCAUUCAGAGCAACUGGCUCCAUUUUUUAUGGGUUGUUGAAUCUGCUCACACAAAGAAUAGUCUAAGCCAAGGCUGUUCAACUGGCAGUUAAUGUGAGGCCCCCGGGCUCUCACCCAGCCUCUGCUGCCUCUAUCACUCUGCCUGCAAUAGCAGCCAGAAUCUCCAGGCUUCCCCUUCCUCCUCCAGCUGCUGCUUCCUGUCUUCGCAAUACGAGGCCUUCACUGGUGCAGCUGCUGGGGCAUGUGCCCCCCACAUGGGCUUAGGAGUUGGACAGCCCUGGUCUAAGCUAUUAGGGCCAGCAGGCCAUUUUGAGAUCAUUUAGGGCAUGAGGAUUGUUUUCUACUGUGUUUAUUUUGUUUGCAAGAGAAGGUAGAUGUUAUAUCUGUAAAUAGGUAAACAUCGCAUUUCAGGCCAGUCUUUCCCAGUUCAAACACUUGAGCUUUGGGCAGUAGUUUUGGGGGGUGCAGAGUGUUAUGCACUAGCAACUAAAUGGGAACUAAAUAACUGAAGUAAAUUUUCAGUCACUGAAGAGUUUUUUUGUGGUUUUGAGAUUGGGUCAUUUCUGCUUUCUAUUAACCACUAGCAGGCAUCUGUUUCUGAGAAUCUCAUGUUAUAGGACACAAAGGCAAAGGAGCCUAAAGCCUACAAAGCCACCUUGAGCCCCUCUGAUCUUGCGUUGUCUAUGCUGAUCAUAACUUAGAGCAAUCCGAAGGCUUCUCUAAAUUUAUACCAGUUGCAGUUCCUCCAGCGGACUGUUAGCAGACAUGGACUUCUGUGCCCCUUUUUCCCUAGCUAUUCUCCCUGUUAACAAUACUAGAUUCUCCAUUGCUACACUACCACGCCAUACUGGAGAAUCCCCUAUACUGGUCUGCUUGUCCUGGAGCCAUUAUAUGGGGUUUAGAGUCACUUUGUAAUGGGAAUGUAACAGAAGGCAGCCAAAGAUCAGAGCCACCAUUCUCAGUUAUUUGAUUAUUCCAGUGAAAGAAGAGGCUAACUAAAAUGGAUGAAAGGUCUGCACUAAUAUAACUUCCUUAAAAGGCUGAUCUAGUUCAUUCAUUCUGUUGAAUUGGUCAUUUCCUGCCCUCUGCUGGCGAUUUGUGAAAAUGCAUUUAGAUUUAGUUCACAAAGCAUUUGCCAAGAGAAAUUUAGUAUCCAUUUACAUUUAACUAAUGAACUGAAAUAAAUUAAUUAAAUGAGCCUGGAACACUUCAUUUAAAGGAACUCUUUUUUUUUUUUUUUUUAAUUAAAAGGCAACUAUAUUAAUGCUUUAAUAUGAAGUUUAAUGGAUUAAUCAAAAAAACCCCAACAAAAGCAAACUUACAUUUAUGAGGGGGAAAUGGUUUUGUGGUUAUACCACAUGAUUGGCAAUCAGGACUUCCAGAGUGUCUGCUCGGCUCUGCUUUGGGCUCUGACUCUGUAACGUCAAGCACAAUAUUUCACUUGUCUGUGCCUCAUCUUUCUUAUCCUGUAAAAUGGUUUUAUCUGGGUUUCACUUUUUAGAUUACAAAAGACUUUUCAGAGACCCUGUACAGCUCCACUAUACAUUUUUAGCACUGCAGCUUUGAUGCCAGCCCCCUCCUCAAGUGAAUUUUGGGACAGUAGCUUGUAGACAUAGAAGCAAACUGUAACAGCCCACAAAUGACUACUCACAAAUGUUAGGUUGCAAUCUUUCUUCUUGCAGUAGCUGGGUAUGUUUUAUCCUGUAUUAUAUUGGAUUCAGGUAGAGAAAUACCUGUUUUUGUCCCCUUUUUUUUUUUUUUUGCCAAUAACUGAUUUUUCAGGUUUAUGUUUAAAUACUUUGGCUUUCGGUGACACUCGUUACUCUAGUGUUAGCAACUCUCAGAUAUUUGGGCUUUCUCUUCACAAAACUCUGGGAGGCAAAUAAAUAUGUAGAUAGUUACAUCUUGUUUUGCAUUUGAUGAUUCCUCUAGUACAGUACUUUGCACUUUUCUGUGUUGAAUUUCAUCUUGCUGAUUUCAGAUCAUUUCUCCAGUUUAUCAACAUUAUUUUCAAUUCUAAUCUUAUCCUCCAGAGGGCUUGCGACCUUCCAAAGCUUGAUGUUGCUUGCUGUCAAGCAACUUGCAUGUUACUUUUUGUAAGUGAAUACCCUAUUCCACCCUCCAAGCAGUUAAUGAAAAUACUGAAUAGAGCUGGACUCAAGACAGAUCUGUGAGAGCCCCGGUGAUUGUGACAGUGAAGUAUGGAUAGCAGCUCUUGUACAUGCACCUCAUAAUCAUUUCAUUUAAGCCAUAUUUCUCAAGUACACUUAUGAGAGUGUCAUGUGGGUGGAUGUUAAAAGCCUUACUAAAGUUAAGAUACAGUAUUUCCCCUAUGCACUAAGCUAGUUACCCUUUCAAGAUAUUGAGUGCCUUUCCACUUGUUGAAGUUAGGUUGACUGAUCUGUAAUUCUCUGGGUCUUCCUUUCUCCCCUUCCUAAAAAUAGGUUUUCUGUUUCCCUGUUCCAGCCCUUCUGGACUCCCCCAAUCCUCCAGCAGCUCUCAAGGAUCAUCACUGGUGGUUCAAAGAUUGUUUCAGCUGUUUCUUUAAGAACUCAAGGGUGAAAGUCAUCAGGCUCUGCUGACUUGAAUAUGGCUAUCUUACCUAAAUAUUUUUUCAUCUGUUCUUCCUGUAUUCCAGACUGUACUCCUACCCCUCUGUGCUUAAUAUUGAUUGUACUAAGUAUCUGGUCACAACUGAAGACUAAAGCAAAAACCCAUUGAACGUUUCAGCCUUCUCUGAAUUAGUUCUGUAAUUUCCUCACUUUCUCCUUCAGAUCAUGGUCUUUUACUUUCCUUUGUUCUUCUCUUACUCAUAGCGUGUUUAUAGAACAUUUUUGUAUUGCCUUAUACCAACUCCCUUGCUAGCUUUCAUUUUGUACCUUUGAUUUCUACUUUGGAUCACACAUGCUUGUGCUCUUCUUUAAUUCUCUUCCUUAUCAGUACAUCCUUGUUUCCAUGUUUUGUGCAUUUCCUGUUUGAUUUUCAGGUCACUAAAGAGCUCUGGACACAUCCUAAUAACUAAUAUAGAGAUUAAUCUUUCCUUCCACAUGGGGCAGUAUUGGCACAGUGGCAGUCUUGGAAAGUGCCAGCUCCCCUGAAUUCCUUUUUCCCUUUGAAAUUCUUCUUAUGAGAUUUUACCUUCCAGCUGAAUUCUGUUUUCAUUUUCUUUUUUCCUAAUGUCUUUUCAUUAAAAGAACAUUAGAGAGAGACAGCACAGUUAAAACCUGCCUGAACUCCAGUGUUUGCUUGCCUUUGACAAGGAUCUGCACAUGUGGUUGUCUGUUGUUUCACCUUUAAAUCAUUUGCUGACCUCAUAUGUUAAAACAUUUCUGCAGCAGGUCCCCUCUUCCCAUAAAUAUGAGCAGAAGAUCUUGGGGUAAAGUAGAUGUUUAUGAAUGUAGUGGUGUCGGUUGGCACUGGCUGUAGCUGUCUGACCAUAGGGAGUACCUAACAUACUUGACACAAGCAAGCUAACACAUCUCAGCUAACAGCUCUUCUUUUGGCUUGGGCAAGUGUCUUUGAACAGCCUAUUUUACAGGCCAGAGACAAUUUUGCAGCACCAGCAGAAAAAUCUUGAGCUAAAAGCCAGGCUCCACUGCUCCUCUGGGUAUGUUCUAGCAGUGUGAUGACCUUGAGACUGCUGCUCAGAGUGGCGACAGGCUGUAAAAUCACACAGCUCCAUAAUGAAGACACAAACCUUACAGCUUUUACCCCAAAUCCUAAUCCUCAGGCUUUUGACGGUAACAAAUACACACUUGUCCUCCCAUACAAAAUUCUGAGUGAACACGGGGCCAAAUUUUGCUGGUGGUUACAUUGGCAUAAUGCUAUGACUUUGACCAAUUUGGGAAGCCGACUUCAGAACAAAUGACUGAAAGUGUCCAAACUCAGCUAAAAUUCAGAUUAAGGUAACAUUAACAAAAAGCUAUGAGGCAGUAACCACUUCUGUAGUACCUACGUAUCAGUAUAUUUGCAGCUCCUGUCAUGAUAAUAGGGAGGCAUCCUCACCUAGGCAAAGCCCCAGUGGGACUGUAAAGAUCAAUAGUAACUUGUUUUUAGUUGGAAGUAACUGAGAAAGAGGUGCAGUAUUUUGAAACCACAGUGAAUGAGCACACGUUUGUCAAAUUAAAACAUUCUUGAUCCAUUUAUUUUCCCUGCUAUCUUGGAAGUAAGUGAAUUUCCACAUGACCCUCACCGCACAGCAGUCUAUUGCAUGUCACUUACAACAUUUUUAUUUAAGGAGGCUUGGUGAGCAUUUUGGCUGUUGUAUUUCUGCAUCAAACAUUUCCAGCUGUUCAGAGCUUCCACUUGAAUGGCUAAACCGUAGAGCAGUUCAUGACGGGUCACUUUAGCUUCUGGCUUUCUCUGGCAGCAAGCAAAGAAUGCUGCUUGUCAUCUUUCUUGGAGGCGAAGCUGUCCUACUUUCUGCUUAAAGGAGCAGGUUUGGUAGAUAUUAAUCUCUGUGGUAGAUUUCGCAAGUGUCAACAAUGUUCAUAAUCAGACUGAGAUUAUGAUGGAUGGCAAAUAGGAGGGGUGAGGGACAUGCCAAAGGACUGUUUUUGCCUCCUUCCAUGAUUUUUCUAAAACAACACAUGAAAGUUUUUUCCAAAGUGAUACAGGGGUAUGACCAGCAAGGAAUGUGGGAAAGAAAUAAAUGUAGCAUUUACUCUGAGCAGGGUGAAACCCACAGAUGAUUAAUUUAUGUUGGCUUAGAAAUGUGUGAUGCCUCUUUUUAUCUAUGCCUAUUGGUUUUUGCAUAUGGAAAAUGUGCAAAAAUGAUGUUGUAUUUGAAUAGUAAUGCUGCAUUAGAGUUCCUGCUGCAAGCUGCCAUCACAUGAAAGAAGCCAGAAAUAUCCAGGCACGACUUUGAAGUGAGUGGUGUUUCACAGUUAAGAAUUUUAGUUCCUAGUUUCAUGGAGUAUGUUCUCACUUGAGAAGCUCAAGGAUACCCUCAGAAUAAGUAAGCUUGUGUCUAAAGUUAGGCUUAUCAGGUUCCAGAUCUGCAUAUACUGGUAAUACUUCUACCCACUUUGUUGAGUAAUUUUCUGAAUACUUUUGCAAAUAUUUAUUUGGUCAUAACUCUCCUGAGAGGGUUUGGGAGGGAGCUUUAUAAUAUAAUUGUUUUGUUUAGAUUUCAAGAGAUUGGUAGUACAAAGAUAAUGACAUAGAAAUUUCACUUUUUAAAAUUAUCUUUUGCAAAAUUCACCUGUUUUAAAUGACCUUAUUUGCAUGCAUAAUCAUGGAUUUAUGUGUAUAUUAAUCCCCAAAUUCUAGGAAUAUGGGUCCAGAUACCUUUAAAAGAUUUCCUUAUGACUUUCACUAGAUUUCUGAUUCUUUCAGUCUUUAUUAACAGAUUCCUGUGUUUGCAAAAUCUAACAUUGCAAUUCCCUUCUUGAUUUGCAUUGAGUUCUUAGUAAAUGUGUAUUGUUGGCAACGGGUGUGCAGAAUCCAAAUGGUUGCAUUUGCCUGAGCAAUUUAAACUUCAAGAAGUUGUAAAUGGAAUAGGAAAUUUAUUUAUUUUUAAAUAAAAGUUGUCACUGAAAAAGCA